GCCGGUUGUGGCGGGUCGACACCGGAAGUAAGGUCAUAUUUACUAUUCGGGCUAUUUGGAGAGUUCUGUUGUGUUUAUGUGUGUAUAAUUAUUGUUUCUGUGAGUUUAGGAUGGUAAAGCGAAAGAAUUUGAUUGAUUCGGACAGUGGUGAAAGCGAUGAGAGUGGCUCAGAUUUAGAUUCUGAGCUACUGUCACUUGCAAAGAAGAAGAAAAUGAAACAGCAAGAAGAAUCUGUGACUGAAAGCAGCAACAAGAAGCCUGAGAAUACUUUUACAGACUCUGAUACAUCAGAUUCUGAUGAUGAUUGGGAUGCUCGGGGCAGCAGCAAGAAGAAGAAGAAGCCCAAGCCAGCCAGAAGGACAGGAAAGCGAACUGUCACAAAAUCAUCGUCCGGUAGUGACAGUGACAGCAACAGAGGGAAGAGUUCUGAGCCAGAAGAAGGUGAGGUCUCAGACACAGAAGGAAGUGAUUCUGACAGCUCAGCACUCAGUCAAGAAGAGUUUAAUGAUGGUUAUGAUGAGAACCUCAUGGGCGAUGAAGAGGAUCAGGCUCGCCUCGCCCAGAUGACAGAGAAGGAAAGAGAGCAGGAGAUCUUCAAGAGAAUUGAACAACGUGAAGUAAUGAAAACUAGGUUUGAAAUCGAGAAGAAGUUAAGGUUAGCUAAGAAACAGGAAAUGAGAAAGAAGCGAGAUCAGGAGAAGAAAAGGGAGGAGAAAAUGGAUGCAAAGGAGAGAAGUAAAGAACGAAAGAAGACGGUGGAAGAAAACAGGGGGAAGGUGGAUAAGAAAGCAGCAGCAAUGAACAUGCUUAAAGCGCGGCGUGAGGAGAGACGAGAAAGAGAGGAAAAAGAGAAACAGCAACGAAUAGAACAAGAAAAACGCCGUGAAGAAGAAAAAGAAGGUGUUGAGAGGGAAGAGGAAGAUGGGGAACAGCCAGAAGAGAAGUCGAGCAGUUUGAAAACAAAAUUGAAAGCAUCCGACAUAUACUCAGAUGACAGCGGGUCUGAAACGGAUAAGUCUGACAAAGCUGAGAGUCGGAAGAGAAGCAGCAGCAGUAGUUCUAGGAGUAGUAGUGACUCUGAGUCAGAUAAGAAGUCUGUUGCCAGUUCACGUACAAAGUCGAAGAAGGUGCAGUAUGUUACGAAAAGAGAAGAAUUGAACAAGAUUCGAUUAUCAAGACAUAAGAUGGAGCGGUUUGUUCAUCUACCAUUUUUUGACAGAGUUGUCCGAGGGUGCUUUGUACGGAUAGGAAUUGGUAAUCACAAUGGGAAACCUGUUUAUAGGGUAUGUGAAAUCAGUGGCGUUUGUGAGACUGGGAAGAUAUACCAGCUGGGUAACACAAGAACGAACAAGGGUUUGAAAUUAAGACAUGGUGCUCAGGAGAGGGUGUUCAGGCUGGAGUUCAUCAGUAACCAGGACUUCACAGAGAGUGAAUUCAUGAAGUGGCGAGAGACGUGUGCUCUUCAGGGCAUCUCAAUGCCGACACAUGAUGAGCUUGAGCAGAAGCUUAAGGACAUCAAGGAGGCCAUGAUCUAUGAGUUUAAGGAGGAAGACAUUGAAAAAAUCGUGCGAGAAAAAGAGAGGUUCAAAACGAACCCGUAUAACUACGCAAUGAAGAAAACGCAGCUUAUGAAGGAGAGAGACAUGGCACAAUCAAGGGGUGAUGAUCUGGAAGCAAGCCGGAUUCAGCAGAAAAUUCAGGCACUCGAAGAAAGAGCAGAGGAACUGGAUAAACUGCGCACCUCGACCAUCUCUAGUAUCAGCUACAUCAAUGACCGGAAUCGCAAGAAAAAUGUAGAGGAAGCCGAGAAAGCCAUUAUGGAAGAAGUGAGAAGGAACAAAGGAAAGAAAGCUGACGACCCGUUCACACGACGUAGCACAAAACCCCGCAUGGUAUUCAAAGUGCAUGACCAGGAGAACAUGGAAGAUGCACAGAUGAUCAUAGCAGCUGCAGAGGAGGAAGAUGAGAGGAAUAGACUGGCCAUUGAAGCUGCGAUGACAGUGGCACCACACAAAGAACGAGAAAAGGAACCAGAAAAGAAGAGAGAGGUUGCAAGAGGAGGGAGCAAAACAGAUGAUCUCUUCUCUGCACAUGAUUUCGACAUCAAGAUUGAUUUAGAAGUCCCAUUACCUAAUAACCCUGUUAAUGUGACACCAAAGCCAAUGAACAUGGGUAAGGAUACAGGACCUAGACGAUCAUUGAACCUUGAGGACUACAAAAAGAAAAGAGGACUUAUUUGAAACUUGUUGAUUGUGCUUGUGUUUUGUGUUGUGGAUGUUCUAAAUCACCAUCACCAUCAUCAUCGUCAUCAGAAAUAGUCUUUUUUUCAUGGCCAUAGUAUUAUAAUUUCAGGUAUAGUAUCUGCUACGGUUUGCAACUGGGAGUUGUGUAAUGUGUUGACCAAACUAUCACAUAUUUACUAUGAGUAUUUCUGAGUACUAUUUAUAAACACAAAAGCUGAUUUGUUGACCUGUGUCAUCUGCCGUGCAGUGGAUAUUUUUGCAUGUGGAAGGUCCAGCCGACAAUCAUGUAAUCCAAGACGACAGAGGUUAAUAACAAAAGGGGUGGGAGGUUUCCUGCAAGUGAGGCCUGCAAUAAAAUAUUUGUGACUGAGAUUGGAUUUGAGUAAUUCCAAUGUAUGCCAUAGAUUAAGUGUCGUAAUAUGUUUGAAUAUCAACCGCAUAUUAAGUAAACUGUAUUGUCUGGUUUAUACUGUGGCAUUUUGAUGUAUAUUUUAAUGGCAUCAUCUUUCAUUGAAAGGAAGACAGUGCAAACAAGAAGUGUUACUUAACCGCUGUAUUCUUGUGUUGAAAUUUCUUUUGAUUUUGAGGCAUUUGAUAUUUUGAAUCUCAUUUCACCCACUGACAUUCAUUUCUAUGAUUUUUAAUACUGGCAGAAUAUGUGGUUAAAUGUUUUAAAGCUGACAUUUUCUUUUCUGUUUUAUAUUUAGAGAUUGUAAGCAAUGCUGUGUAACAUCACUCUGUUACAUAUUCUAUUUUAAAUAUUUAAUAUCAAAAUCUUGAGUACAAGUAAUAUUUAAAAUAAUUAGUUCAUUAGAAGUGCAGUUUUCUGGGAUGUGAUACCAUGUAGUUUGGUACAAACUUCUCAGGGGAGACUUCUACCCUGAAAACUGGGUCAGCAGGUGUUAUUAAAACAUUGGUACCUGUCUACUGUACUGGGUGACAUCAGGUCCCACAAGACCAUAAUCAUAAUAUUUACUUUUUGAGGCUUUUGGUUUACGUGGUGUUGACUGUGAAGAUUACUCUCUUACAGAAUGUGGUGCCAUGUGGUCUGGUACAUGUUUCAGUGGAACCUGCUGCCUCCAUCUUCAGGGAAUAAUUUGAUAUAGAGAAGGGAGGGCAGGGAUGUGACCGAAAGUGAAUCAGUGGGUGGAAUUCUCUGGCCCUGGUUAUGACAAAUGUAGCCCUUUUAAGGCCACUGGAUAACAUUCAGUUUACACUUCUGAUUGGUUUUCUCCCAGUGCCAGUCCUUGAUAUGACAGUUUUACCCAGUUUUGCACUGGAGGUGGUAGGAGCCGCUUUCUCCGAAAGGUUGGUACCUGUGUACCAGACUAAAUGGUGUCACAUCCCAGGAAACAGUAGUUGUAGUACUUGCUGCCUCAGUCAAGGCACUGAUUGCAAAGAGUGUGAGACAUACGCGUUCCAAGUUUCACAUUUCCUUACUGUUGUGAUGACACUAUAUACUGAGACAUUAACACUUGAGAUUAGAAUUCGUGCAUUUGUCCUGCUCAUAGUUCAGUUAGCAGUUGAGACCUCAGAAGUCAGUAUAAGUUACAUGGUAUAUAUUGCUUGUUCUUAUCUCUCGCAGUCAGGCAUUAAAAUUCACCAUACAUUUAAAUUUGUUACUGCGGUGUUUAAUUUGCAAUUGUUUCUCCCUGUUUAAAAUAUAAUAUCUCAACCAUGUGUCAUAGAAUUGUGAAACACAAAGUCUCUGAAAGACUGCUUAUCAGAGUUCAUAUAUUUAUAUGCUUAUUUAUAUCUAGCCAUUACAUUAAAGUUUAUAUAUAUAUAUUAUUUAGUAACAUUCUAUACUUUGGCUUUAUUCUCAGAAAGUAUGCCACUGUUGCCACUCGCAUGUCUGUCAGUUCCCAGUGCGUGAUCACAAAG
This is a messenger RNA of Cryptotermes secundus, 4127 nucleotides long. RefSeq names its product RNA polymerase-associated protein RTF1 homolog. Bases 111 to 2240 code for a protein of 709 amino acids. The transcript is spliced from 14 exons. Gene Ontology annotation, molecular function: DNA binding; RNA polymerase II C-terminal domain phosphoserine binding. Gene Ontology annotation, cellular component: Cdc73/Paf1 complex. The record is from RefSeq and is a predicted model, not a curated record. NCBI's taxonomy places the organism in Eukaryota, Metazoa, Arthropoda, Insecta, Blattodea, Kalotermitidae.